AUUGAAUCUAGACGUAAAAUACCUAGUUCCUAGCUGCGCAAAACCACCAAAGCUGUAUGGGCUACCGAAGAUACACAAACCUAAUGCUCCACUACGACCAAUAGUCAGCCAAAUCGACUCACCAACCUACAGAUUGGCUCAACAUCUGGCUAAAGUACUUUCACCAUUGAGAGGAAACACAGCAGCAUAUGUAAAGGACUCGUACCAUUUUGUCAGUGAAAUAAAACACCUACAACUAGCUGACAAUGAAACUAUGGUCAGUUUUGAUGUUCAGUCAUUGUUUACAUGCUUACCCGUUGAAGACUGCAUCAAGAUUGUGUCUAAGAAACUAGCAGAGAAUAACAUGCCUACUGAAUAUGCUGAACUGUUAAAACAUUGCCUAACAUCUGGCUAUUUACUGUGGAAUAAUCACUUCUACACGCAAGUGGAUGGUGUAGCAAUGGGCUCCCCAGUAUCUCCCAUUGUUGCUGAUAUCUUCAUGGAGGAUUUUGAGGAGCGAGCCCUGCAAUCUGCACCCGUAACACCCAAAUUCUACAAGCGGUACGUAGAUGAUACUUUCACAAUACUACCAUCUGACAAAGUCACAGCAUUUUUAAAUCAUCUUAACUCCAUAAACCCCAAAAUUCAAUUCACUAUGGAGUCAGAGGCAAACAACUCCUUAGCUUUCUUAGAUGUUUUGGUUAUCCGUAACCCUAAUAACACCUUGAGUCACACUGUGUAUCGGAAGAAAACCCAUACAGACAAAUACCUUCAUGGUGAGUCCCACCACCACCCAACACAGUUAUCUACCGUUGGUAAAUCAUUGUUUCAGAGAGCACGUGGGAUCUGCGAUGAACAACACCUGGGUGCUGAGCUUCAACAUGUUAAGCAAGUACUGCACGACAACAAGCUCCGAGUACCGCGCCCUCGUCGCAGAACCCGCGUGAAACCAGCCACAGUUGAGCGUCUACCUGCUGUUCUUCCAUACAUAAGAGGAGUCACAGACAAGAUUGGCUACAUCUUGAAGCGAGCUUCAAUCAAAACCUACUUCAAGCCGCUGAAGAAGAUUAGUCAAUUCUUACCACCUGUCAAGUGUCACAUACCUCUACAAGAUGCGGGUGUAUACAAGCUUGAAUGUGAUUGUGGUCUCUCUUACAUAGGCCAAACUAAAAGAAGCAUAGGGACCCGCGUAAAAGAACACAUCGCCGAUGUCAAACACCGCCGUUCCAGACAGUCAGCAGUUUGUGAACACACACUAGACAAGGCCCAGCAUUACAUCAGAUUUGAUAAACCACAAGUCCUUGCAAAAGAAAACCGAUUCCUACCUAGGAUGAUUCGCGAGGCUAUUGAAAUUAAAAAACAUCCAAAUUUCAAUAGAGAAGAUGGCUGGGUCAUACCACCUGCUUGGAAUCCCAUCAUAGAAACUAUUAAAUCAAAAUCCAAGCCUACAACUGCUCGACCUAAGGAUACAGUUAGCUCGUUUUGCGUGAAUCGGAUUGUCAAUAAUAAUUAACAAAAUGUAGGGUAGCUGUUUGUAACUAAUAUAUCAAGACGACCAACACCUUAGUCUGCCCGUGACCAUGGAUGCUGUAAAGGAUCCGAAACGUCGGGAUUAAAUAAUAUAAUAUAACCGCGAUAAAAUCCGUAAAA
Messenger RNA from Helicoverpa armigera (cotton bollworm), 1629 nucleotides. RefSeq lists its product as uncharacterized. NCBI's taxonomy places the organism in Eukaryota, Metazoa, Arthropoda, Insecta, Lepidoptera, Noctuidae. The coding region runs from base 254 to 1492 and encodes 412 amino acids. The record is from RefSeq and is a predicted model, not a curated record. The transcript has a single exon.